This is a messenger RNA of Triplophysa dalaica, 1506 nucleotides long. RefSeq lists its product as uncharacterized. The record is from RefSeq and is a predicted model, not a curated record. Lineage: Eukaryota; Metazoa; Chordata; Actinopteri; Cypriniformes; Nemacheilidae. The transcript has 2 exons. Bases 38 to 844 code for a protein of 268 amino acids.
GAAGAGUUGGUGUUUGCGCAAUAACAAGAAGAAGAAGAUGGCGAGUGCGUCAAGAGCGAGAGUGGAGUCGUUCGUAUGGACCGACGACGAAGUUGAACUUCUUCUCAGAGUCACACUCGAUUACAAGUCGACUAAACUCAAAGACAAUGUUGACUGGGAGUCGUGUCACUCAAAGUACUCGGACAUAAUGGACGCGUUUCAGGCGCAGUAUCCGAGGGAGUCAACCGAGAAGGAUUUCCCUCACGGUGCUAACAUGUUGUCAAAAGCCCAAGUCACCACCAAGUUGAAAAGCAUUCGCUGCAAAUACAGGCAGACGGUCGGCAAAGGGCGUCGAAGUGGCCAAGGACGGGUCGUGCUCAUAUUUUAUGCGCUUUGCGAAGAGAUCUGGGGUGGAUCCCCUGCUACGCGCUGUAUCGACGCCGGCAUCGAGACGACUGACCUGGAAGAGUCGUCUACAUCGACAGUAGAGCUGGCCGCCGACUCUCCAUACUCCACAGAAUCCCUCGACUGUCUCCCUUCUGCGGUUGGAAAGCAGCGCCGCGAUUCGCUCCGGGUAAAGUUGAACAGCCACAGAGGUGACAGGCCGAAGAGGAAGAUUCUGACGGAUCCCGCAGAGGAGGACCUACACAUAAAGAGGAGGAUGUUGGAGUUGAUGGAGGACUCGGUCAGACGCAACUCCGACAACAUGCAGCAGAUAAAUACAAACAUUGCUAAUUUGACCAGCACCAUUCAGGACGGGUUUUCAUUGAUGAGGGAGUUGUUGUCGCAACGCCACUCCGGAGCGGAGGGGGGCGGUAACGCCCAAAGACAUUGGAUGCCAAUCACCGUAAAACAAGAGGAAUAAUGACGCCUUCACGUGCUUUCGGAAAUUUGACAUCUCCCACUUAUCAUGUCAUGAUUCCCAGCUGGAAUGAAGCUGUCUCGAAAAAAACAAUAAAUCCCAUCUGACACAGCAGAAAUCCUUCUCUUGACCACAUUUCAAUGGUCUGUUCAACGAGUUUGUUACACUGGUAACUUCUCUUAGGUUUACGACUGAUAAAAAUGCCCUUAAAUUUGUGUUUAUGUUGGAAAUGGUUUUGUUAUUCGAUUAGGACCCUCACUCUUUUUAUUUAGUAUUAUUAUUUUAUAUAUAUAUAUUAUACUCUUUUGUUUUGUGUUUUAGAAAUGCCAUAUCAACACGAAUAUGUCUGUUAAGAAUUGUAUUGUGCUAUGGCAUAAAAUGUUUUUAUUGAGCUUUGUACAUUAAUAAAAAAAAAGAAUUUCCAAUCCGACAUGUUGAUUGAUACAGGGUGGUGGCUGGAUCCAGAUCCGACUCCUCCCACUUUGAGUUAAGUUACAACCCGUGGUCGCCAACUUUUGCUCUUAUCAAUGUAAUUAUAAUUUAGUUUACACCUGUAAGUAGUGAUCACAGUUAAAUAUGUUAAUCCAAACCCUUCCCCUAAAUCUAAUAAAUUAUGUUAUUAAAACACGUAAAUAAUAAAUAAAUAAAGAUUGUUUCUGAGCAAA